GUGCUUCGAACAUGUCACUGUGUCGGAUCUACAACCUGCAAGGUCAUCUGCGUGCAGUGGGCAAAUCCCUCGGCAGCGGCCCAUACCUUGGCAAGAAGACCCUCAACGCAAUACCCACGGUGCCCCAGCUAAGGGUGCUUAGUUCCACUUCGCUGGUUCGCGAUAAGCAAACAACGGUUACGGCGGCCAAACCCGUUCAGAAGCAGCAUGAUUGGAAUCGAGCCGUCAGCGAGGCGGAAAAGAUUGUCGGAUAUCCGACGUCGUUCCUGAGCUUGCGGUGGCUUCUGAGCGACGAAAUCGCCAAUGUGGCACUGCACCUGCGGAAGCUGGUCGGCAGCAAUCAUCCGCUGCUCAAGACGGCCAAAGUCCUCAUCUACAAUGGCAAAAACAACAUGCAGGCGUGGGGCUUAAUCGUGCUGCUGAUCUCGAAAGCCGCUGGCCACGCGCCCUCGAUCCCGGAUCUGGAACAGGACAAAAGUGCCGGGGUACUGCAUUCACAGCGUGCCUUGGCUGAAGUAACGGAGAUGAUCCGUACCUCUCAUUUGGUCCAUCAGGGUCUGGUGAAUCUGCAACCGUUGGCCAAUGCCGGAAAUGAACUGAGCGGCGAGAGUGAGAUGAUUUUCGGGAAUAAGAUUGCUUUGCUGAGUGGCGAUUAUCUGCUGGGAAAUGCUUGUUUGCAGCUGGCCGGGUUGAGAAAUCAGGAACUGAUUGAACUGAUUGCAUCGGCUUUGAGGGAUUUGGCCGAGUCUAAUUUUAUUGGGGAUCGUGAUCAGCAGAACAAUCCGCUGCCAUCGCAACCGAUCCAGAGGAAGGAACGAGUCGACGAGCAGUUGGAUUGUACUGAUUUGGGUUUCGGAGAUUUGGAGGACAAUAUUCAACCGAUGAGAAUUCAGGACGUUUUGGGGAAUCCGGAGAAGGAAUGGUCGUUGCGUCACAUUUUGGGUGCCGGAAGUUUGCUAGGGAAGAGUUGCCAGGGGGCACUGAUUUUGGCUGGACAACCGGUGAAACUGCAGAAACAAGGAUACCUCUUCGGGAAACAUCUUUCGUUGGCCUGGCAAGCUUGCAUCGAUCUGGAACCGUUUACUAGCCCUAAACUUCCUCCAGGAACACGCUUCAGCUUAAUUUCGGCUCCGGUUUUAUUUCAUCUGGAACACGAUCACAGUCUGUACGAAGAGAUCAAGGAGGGACGCGAAUCGGUCGACAACAUCGACUACGUCAAGCUGCACAGUGUAAUCAUGAAGGGACCAGGUCCGGAGAAAACUAGGAAACUGCAGAAGAAGCACAGUUUGGCUGCCAUGGCAGUGCUCAACGAACUGGCCCCGUCCGAUGCGCGAACAGCUCUGCAGAAUAUAAUCCUAGCCAUGCAGGAUUUGUGAAAUAACGCCACGUUAAUUCAAGAACUGCUACUGAUGAUGGACCAAGACGACGAUUGGAGUUGAACUAAGAAGAUGCUCUAGUUUUCUUUUGCGAUUCGAGUUAAGAAAAUGUGAGGGUCGGUCGGAGGAAUAUUAAAAAUUGAGUACCAUUCCGUCCAGUGAGAAAUUUUUGUUAGAACAAAGACACCUGCUAGACAAGGUGACGAUAAAUCGAUAAAAUUGAACCUGAGAAUGUAUGCGAUAGUUUUAGGCAAUCUACUCCGAAAAGAACAAAUGACUAGCUUGUAAGUGGUGAUUGUGUUUGACCUAUGUUUCUGCAAUAUAUUUAAAUCUGUUGAUCUAUUUUC
This is a messenger RNA of Uranotaenia lowii, 1723 nucleotides long. RefSeq names its product all trans-polyprenyl-diphosphate synthase PDSS2-like. Gene Ontology annotation, biological process: isoprenoid biosynthetic process; ubiquinone biosynthetic process. Lineage: Eukaryota; Metazoa; Arthropoda; Insecta; Diptera; Culicidae. The transcript is spliced from 3 exons. The record is from RefSeq and is a predicted model, not a curated record. Gene Ontology annotation, cellular component: mitochondrion; transferase complex. Gene Ontology annotation, molecular function: prenyltransferase activity. Bases 12 to 1376 code for a protein of 454 amino acids.